AAACCGCUGUUGUUCCGUAACACAAGGAAUAUCUCAGCAAGCAACCAUGGCCGAAGAAGGAAGAGCAGACGCUCAGCUCUUUGGGCUUCUCUCCAAUCUCCUUCAACAGGUAGAAACAUUAACUAAUCAAGAAGAAGUGGAAUUACGUGCUAAAAUUGAAGCACUUGGGUUAGAGGUUACCAAAGUGCCACCAAAGCCAUCGGUGCAUCUUGACGAGAUGCAAAUAGCAAAGGAGCUGGACAAAUUGUCGGAAAAGUUAGAUGAUCUAGACGAGAAGAUAUCCUCAACCAUGGCUUCAGACCCACAGGUGCAGUCUCUUUUGAGUAGCACUGCUGAUGUAUGGAUGCCAGUCAUUACAGCUUCUUCUGAUGAAAGGCGAAAUUUUACAGCACCCACUGGAGAUGGUAAUAAUGGAAAGGAGGAGAAAAAUCCUGAUUCCUGAGUGAUUUUUAUGCACUCCUUGUGUAUUCUCUAAAUAAAACUAUUUAUUUUCUCCCCAAUGUAAUUUAUUUCAACUCUCAAGAGUCAAGAAAGGAAAAAAAGGAUGCUUUGUUUUAAUCAAGAAUUAAAGUAUUAUAUUUUCCAGCAACUUUUGUAUAUAUCUUCCAUGUUCAUUUGUCGCAACAGUAUUGUUCUCAACUGAUGAGAGGAAUAAUUAUGCAGAUGAACUUUAAAGGGAUGGGAUGAUCUCUCUGUUCCCUUGA
Molecule: messenger RNA, 704 nt
Organism: Nelumbo nucifera (sacred lotus)
Lineage: Eukaryota; Viridiplantae; Streptophyta; Magnoliopsida; Proteales; Nelumbonaceae
Source: RefSeq, a predicted model, not a curated record